UCAAGGGCGUGUGAUAUAAUGCUUCUCCUAUUUGCCUAACAUAAUUCCUUCGUUGUCUUGGUUCCGUUUUUUUUGCAUCUGACGGCGGCCAAAAACAUACGUUGCAACAAGGCCACCUACAGUGUUCAAAUUCAUGGAAUGCGACUUCAUUACCCUGAAAUUGCGCUCCCCAUCACUAAAUUAUCGAUUCUGCCCUAGACAUUCUUCUUCUAUGAAGUUACCCAACAAGCCCCGUUCAAGUUCAACUUCAUUGUUGCUUUCUUUUGGGUCAAAUUUUUCAGUUUCUACUGCCGCUCUCAGUACGAUUGAACCCAGCCCCACAAGAGAUUUCAAUCCCACCAAUCCUCAAAACUCGCCGGCUCACCUCCCUGAGGCUAGUACAAAGAUAUUCAGAAAGUUUUGGAGUCCGAAUUUGCCUAAUCUAAAUGGUAAAAGUGAAAGUAACGUAACUGGCAGACCUGUGAGGCUUGAUGCAAAGGAGAGGCUAAAACGAUAUUCUGUUAUGCUGCGUGAGUGUGCUUCAAAAGGGGAUGUAAAAGAGGGGAAGGCUAUUCAUGGGAACUUGAUUAGAAGUGGAGUGGAGCUAGAUUCACAUUUGUGGGUUUCUUUGAUUAGUUUCUAUGCAAAAUGUAGGAGCCGAUUCUUUGCACGCAAGGUGCUUUCUGAAAUGCCCCAGCGAGACGUUGUAUCAUGGACUGCGCUGAUUUCUGGAUUUGUGAAUGAAGGCUGUGGAAGUGAGGGCGUUAGUCUAUAUUGCGAAAUGAGAAAGGAGAAUGUAAGGGCCAAUGAGUUUGCAUUGGCUACUGCAUUGAAAGCUUGCUCCAUGUGCUUGAAUUUAGAGUUUGGAAAGCAGGUCCACGUGGAAGCAAUUAAAGCUGGAUUGCUAUUGGAUUUGUUUGUCGGGUCUGCGCUUGUUGACCUUUAUGCUAGAUUUGGAGAGAUGGAACUUGCUGAAAGGUUGUUCUUUGACAUGCCUGAGAAGAAUGGCGUGUCAUGGAAUGCUCUGCUCAAUGGUUAUGCUCAGCUGGGCGAUGGUAAGAAGGUUUUGAAGUUGUUUUGUAAGAUGAAAGAGUGUGAAAAAAAGUUUAGUAAGUUCACUUUGUCUACUGUCUUAAAAGGUUGUGCUAAUACAGGGAGUUUAAGAGAAGGAAAAGUACUGCAUGCUCUGGCACUCAGAAGUGGGUGUGAGAUUGAUGAAUUUCUGGGUUGCAGUCUUGUUGAUAUGUAUUCAAAGUGUGGGACGGUUUAUGAUGCGUUAAAAGUGUUUACAAAGAUAAGAAAUCCUGAUGUAGUGGCCUGGAGUGCGAUGAUCACUGGCCUUGAUCAGCAAGGCCAUGGCCAAGAAGCGGCUGAGUUAUUUAAUCUGAUGAGACGUAAAGGAGUUAGACCUAACCAAUUUACCCUUUCUAGUCUUGUUAGCACGGCUACUAAUAUGGGUGACCUGCGUUAUGGUCAAAGCAUUCAUGGUUGUAUAUGCAAAUACGGGGUUGAAUCUGAUAAUUUAGUCAGCAAUCCAUUGAUCAUGAUGUACAUGAAAAACAGGUGUGUGGAAGAUGGUAACAAGGUGUUUGAGGCAAUGACCAAUCAAGAUUUAGUUUCUUGGAAUGCCCUUUUAUCUGGAUUCUAUGACUCACAGAGCUGCGGUAGAGGACCAAGAAUCUUCUACCAGAUGCUCUUGGAAGGUCUCAAGCCUAACAUUUUCACAUUUAUUAGUGUUUUAAGGUCUUGUUCUAGUCCGUUGGAUCCAGAGUUUGGAAAGCAAGUACAUGCUCAUAUCAUAAAAAACAGCAGUGAUGGUGAUGACUUUGUUGGGACAGCUCUUGUUGACAUGUACGCAAAGUCCAGAUUCUUGGAAGAUGCAUGUGUAGCUUUUAAUAGAUUGGUUAAUCGGGACAUUUUCUCCUGGACAGUCAUUAUUUCUGGUUAUGCACAAACUGAUCAAGCAGAAAAGGCUGUUAAGUAUUUUCGUCAAAUGCAAAGAGAGGGUAUAAAGCCAAAUGAAUACACUCUUGCCAGCUGUUUAAGUGGAUGUUCCCGUAUGGCAACCUUGGAAAAUGGGCGGCAACUCCAUUCUGUGGCAGUUAAGGCUGGGCAUUUUGGUGAUAUAUUUGUUGGUAGUGCACUGGUCGAUAUGUAUGGGAAAUGCGGUUGCAUGGAACAUGCCGAGGCAAUUUUUAAAGGCUUGAUUUCACGGGAUGUAGUCUCAUGGAACACUAUCAUAUCUGGGUACUCGCAACAUGGUCAGGGGGAGAAGGCUCUUGAAGCCUUUAGGAUGAUGUUAUCUGAAGGAAUUAUGCCUGAUGAGGCCACUUUCAUUGGUGUUCUUUCUGCAUGCAGUUUCAUGGGUUUGGUUGAAGAGGGGAAAAAGCGUUUUGACUCGAUGAGUAAAAUAUAUGGGAUUAACCCUUCAAUUGAGCAUUAUGCUUGCAUGGUUGAUAUUCUUGGCCGAGCUGGAAAAUUCAAUGAGGUCAAGCUCUUUAUUGAGGAAAUGAACCUAACCCCCUAUUCCCUCAUCUGGGAGACUGUUCUUGGGGCUUGCAAAUUGCAUGGAAAUGUUGACUUUGGUGAAACAGCUGCUAAGAAGCUGUUUGAAAUGGAACCUAUGAUGGACUCCAGUUAUAUAUUGCUAUCAAACAUUUUUGCAAGCAAAGGUAGGUGGGAUGACGUAAGAAACAUCAGAGCAUUGAUGACACUGGGAAGGAUUAAAAAAGAACCUGGGUGUAGCUGGGUAGAAAUUGAUGGUCAAGUUCACGUCUUCUUGUCUCAAGAUGGUUCACACCCGAAAAUGAGAGAAAUUUAUGCCAAGCUGGACAAGCUGGGGCAAAGUCUGAUGUCAAUAGGUUAUGUGCCAAAAACAGAAGUUGUUCUUCAUAAUGUCUCUAACAAAGAAAAAAUGGAGCAUCUCUACUAUCACAGUGAAAGACUGGCUCUUGCCUUGGCUCUUCUAAGCACCAAUGCAGUGAAACCAAUUCGGAUUUUCAAAAAUCUAAGAAUCUGUGAGGAUUGCCAUGAUUUUAUGAAGCUUAUCUCUGACAUCACAAAUCAGGAAAUACUUGUCCGUGAUAUUAAACGGUUCCACCAUUUUAAGAGAGGCACCUGCUCUUGUCAGGAUCGUUGGUAAUUUUUCUGCAAAACCACAAAGCAUAAGCAUCAAGGACCAGAAGUUUGCAUAUCCGGAGUCAAAUAUUUGAUCAAGUGCAUGAAAACUCUGAAAGCAAAGGAGCAUCUGAUUGUUGCUGCUAACAAUAUUUUGAAGAGAUGCUUCAGGAAACAGGGUGGCUUUCUAUCCUUGCAUAUAAGCUGCUGCUUAUCUGGGCUCUAAUAUGGAGGCGGUGCGUAUAGCAUAUCCCUCGGUGCACAAGUAGAAGGACCUGCAUCGGUGCAUUCCACUAAUUGAACCGUGCCUAGAGUUUCUGCACGUCACCUUUGCAAUAAAUUGAAUUGUGCAAGUGCCACCACAGCGCUGAAUUUCUGAUUCUCUUGACUGCUCUUUUCUUUGUGAUGAUCCUUUGUCUAUAGUACCCAUUAAAUGACAUUGGAAAUUAAUCGCCAAGUAAAUUUACAGCUUAGCAAUGUAUUGUGGAACUGCCUCUCAAACCGAAACAACCCAGUUAAGCUCUUCUAACUCCUGGUUGACUCCAUACGCUGGCUGUUCUGUCAGUUGCAGAGUCUGCUGAGGUAGGGACUUCCAGGACUUGUCCUUAUGACUUGUUGCUGAAAUUACUUCGGAGAGAAUCACAGUCUGAGUGUACUUGCACCCCUGAGAAGAAGUUGGGUCUCUUCUCAGAUCGCUGUAUGACAUGGAAAGAAGUUUGGCUCCUAAUGCAAUAACGUUGAUUGAA
This is a messenger RNA of Populus euphratica (Euphrates poplar), 3842 nucleotides long. Its product is annotated as putative pentatricopeptide repeat-containing protein At3g23330. The coding region runs from base 134 to 3121 and encodes 995 amino acids. Gene Ontology annotation, biological process: RNA modification. The transcript has 3 exons. Lineage: Eukaryota; Viridiplantae; Streptophyta; Magnoliopsida; Malpighiales; Salicaceae. Gene Ontology annotation, molecular function: protein binding; zinc ion binding; RNA binding. The record is from RefSeq and is a predicted model, not a curated record.